This is a messenger RNA of Colletotrichum destructivum, 1677 nucleotides long. RefSeq names its product Putative major facilitator, sugar transporter, major facilitator superfamily. Gene Ontology annotation, cellular component: membrane. Gene Ontology annotation, biological process: transmembrane transport; carbohydrate transport. The record is from RefSeq and is a predicted model, not a curated record. NCBI's taxonomy places the organism in Eukaryota, Fungi, Ascomycota, Sordariomycetes, Glomerellales, Glomerellaceae. The coding region runs from base 1 to 1677 and encodes 558 amino acids. The transcript has 4 exons. Gene Ontology annotation, molecular function: carbohydrate:proton symporter activity.
AUGACAGAGGACGAAGCGGGCAUCGCACUCGAGCACGCCGACAACGCGGCCGAGGGCCGGGACGCGAAUCCCAAGCACGCGUCGCUCGAUGCCGCCGCCAAGGGCCAGGGCGUGUCCGGCUACGAGACGCUGACGCCGUGGGAGACCAUGAAGGCCUUCAAGCUGUGCUCCGCCACCUGCCUCGCCGUUGCGUUCAGCGCCGCCACGGACGGAUACCAGAUCGGGCAGUUCGCGACCGAAACGACCGCCGCCGGCGAGCCCAACCUCGCCGCCCCGAUCCUCAGCGGCUGGAGCUCCAUCAUGUCCGUCGGUCAGAUCGUCGGCAUGACCACCGUCCCCUUCCUGUCGGACCGCCUCGGGCGCAAGGGCGCCAUGUACUGGUACUGGCUCGUGCUGUGCGCGAGCGUCCUCUGCGAGUGCGUCGCGCGCACCUGGCCCGUCUGGCUCGUCGCGAAGCUGCUCGCCGGCGUCGGCGUCGGGAGCCUGCAGUCCACCGUGCCGACCUACAUCGCCGAGGUCGCGCCCACGCGCAUCCGCGGCGGGCUGCUGCUCGCCUACAGCUUCUGGUUCGCCCUCGGCCAGUUCUUCGCCCCCGUGGCGCUGCAGGUCGUGUCCGGGUACGCGCCCGACGACUGGCUGACGCCCGUCUACACGCAGUGGGGCCAGGUCGGCCUCAUGGUCGUCGUCUACGCCCUCGUGCCCGAGUCGCCCGCCUGGUGCGUCACCCGCGGCAGGCUAGACGCCGCCAGGACGAGCCUGCGCAGGCUGUACCGCGACGUCGAGGGCUACGACGUCGAGCAGCAGCUGCAGCUUCUCGUCAUCGCCGUCGACCACGAGCUCGAGGUCGCGCGGGCGCGGGAGAACGUGCGGUGGCACGCCGUCUUCAGGGGCGUCGACGGCCGCCGCACCGUCACGGCGCUCUGGACCCUCAUGACGCAGCAGUUCGUCGGCCUGACGCUCUUCUCGACCUUUGCCUCGUACUUCUUCAAGCAGGCCGGCAUCCGGGACCCCUUCCAGGCGACGUGCAUCACCUCCGGCAUCAACAUCGCCUCGGGAGUGGUCUUCAUCCUGCUCGCCGACAGGGUCGGGCGGAGGUGGAUCUCGUGCUCGGGCACCACCCUGUCCUGGCUGGCGUGCGUGGCCAUCGGCGUCCUCGGGGUCGUGCCGAGACGCGGCCCGACGUCCGUGUUGCUCGUCCUGUUUGCCUGUCUCUGGAGUGAGUGUGUGUCUCUGUUCUCUGUUCUCUGGCGCGCGUGCAAAGACGCGUGCAAAAGGCGUUCGAUGCUGACGUGCGCGGCGGUAGACAUCGGCAUGACUGCCAACGGGGCGACUGGCUGGGGCUUCAUCGGCGAGAUCUCCUCCCAGAGGCUCCGGCCCUACACGGCCGGCUUCGGCGCCGCGUCGACGGCCUGCGCGGGCGUCGUCAUGAACGUGUUGACCCCCUACAUGGUCGACGGCAACCGCUGGAACUGGGAGCUCCGCACGGCCUUCUUCUACGUGGGGGUCGGCCUGCCCUUCGUCAUCGCCAUGUGGUUCCUGAUCCCCGAGACCAAGGGUCGGUCUGCCGCGGAGCUGGACGAGCUGUUCGAGCGCGGGGUCAAGCCCUGGAGGUUCCACAAGACCCAGACGGCGACCGAGCGGCUCGUCAACGCCAACCACGACGAGAACGAUGCAUAG